This is a messenger RNA of Coregonus sp. 'balchen', 4918 nucleotides long. The record is from the annotation of a GenBank genome assembly. NCBI's taxonomy places the organism in Eukaryota, Metazoa, Chordata, Actinopteri, Salmoniformes, Salmonidae.
UUGGAGCGGGAACGUUGACUGGUAAGCAAUUUGAUGCAAAAAGUAUUUUUGUAAAGACAAAUGUCGAUUAGCACUUUACGCUAGCUAACGUUUGUUAGGACUUUACUGGUGGCGUCAUCAUAGUUUGAAUCUAGCUAGCUACGUUAUCCACUGUAGCUAGCUGUAGCUAGUAACGGCUUUGUCCAUUUCGAUUGUCUAACAGAAACAGUUUUGUCAGUUUCUAAAUAGCUAACUGAAUAUAGUUUUUCCGUCUAGAUCUAUAUGGCUCUACCAACCCUCUCUGCCCACUGGCCGAGUCGAGUUCGUUCUCUGGAAAGCCAGAUGGUGCGGCACUGCCGGCAGCGGGAACAGGAGGCACGGUGGCGGCAGCAAUGGGAGAUGCACUCGAAAUACUACAGACAACAGAACGUUGUAAGCAGUAAGCAGGCACACUGGAGUUCUCGUCAAUCAUACCAGCAGAGGUAGGCCUAAUUCACAAGGGCUGUAUUGUUCUUCCACUGUUUUGUUUGUACUUCGGAAAUUGAUCAUUGACUGAGAUACUAUGAUGGGAACUAGGAUAUGUUAUAACUAAUUUCAUGCUUUAAAAAUGUGCUGAUUCUCCAGUCCUAAAUAGUAUUGAUCCAACUUUUCUUGUAGUUGCAACAGUUCAUCAAUGAUAACAUAACACAUCAGUAGAUCAAAUGGAUGAUACUUGAAAACCAUUAUCACUAGUUAAUGGCGUAUCUCCUUUCUCUCCCAUUCAUCAGUAUGUCAGCAUACCACAAAGAGAGACUGAAAGAGGAGCAGGUGGUGAGUCUGGAGCAGCGCAGGGAGCGUCUCAGAACCCUGCUCCAGGAGGAGCGGGACCAGCUUGAGGCUGAGUUACGGGAUGUUGUCCCUGACAGGAGCACACUGACUAGGCAACUGGUGGACAAGACCGAAGACCUCCGCUCAGCCCGAGAGGAACGAAGGAAGAAGGUAUAGAGGCAUUAACCUCAUCCGGUUUAUUCCUCAAAUACACAUAAGAUACACAAGCACUGAGCUGGCAGAAUGCAUUACCAUUGAUUUUGUUGUUUUACUAUUCUACCACACAGCUAGCAGAAGAGCUGUUGAAGGAGCACUGGAAGAAAAACAACCCUGAGUUGCGGAAGGUUAGUGGCCGAUUGUAUCUGUCUUUUAAUGAGAACUGGAGGUUUAGGGAUGCCAUGUAUAACCCUUGACAGUUCGUCUCAACAAUUAGUGUUUCUUAUUGGACAAGUCCUCCCUGUUUCAGUCCAUUUGGUGCCUACUGAACACAACACUGGUGACGAAGUGCUGUCUGGUACAUUUGAAGAGACCUGACACAGUUUUUUUGUCAAGAAGUAGACUUGAUCUGGAAACCAAUAGGGCUUGUGAUGCAAUUGUUCCAUGUCUUUCUGUGAACCUGACUCCUGGAUUGAGCUCAGAGUCUAAAAUAAACCCCACGUUAUCCCUUCCCUUUAAGGUCAGGUUUAUGUGUCAAUGUCUCGUCUGUGUAUCGAAUCCUGAUUGAACUGUUUGUGUCUACAGGUCGAGUCAACCUUACAUAAAGAUCAUGUGGUGAGCCAAUGGCAGACACAGACCUUGGAGAAAAAACAGGUAUGCACUCUAUGCUACAGCCAGUACUACCUUUCUGCCACAGGGUUUAGUUCACUUCUCAGUUAGUGCGCUUUAACUCAGAAUUGAGUAUUUCAUUUCAAGAUGGCUAUUAGUAUUUAAAGAGCAUUCUUGAAUCUGUGAGUACAGUAUUUUAUUACUGAAAUAAAGUCGUGUUAGACUACUCUUUUCUCAGAGUGCAAAAUAAGACCUUCCUUAAAUGUGUGGAUAUCCACAAUGCUUUUUAAAAAUAAGACAAAUAGUGUAGACAUAUCUUAAACUGAUUCUCUAUCAUAGAAAGACAAUGACGUAUUAAUCCAAAGUAAUCCCUGCAUUGAAACCUGCAGCACGAAGAGGCAGCCGAAGAGGAGAAGAGGCGCUUUGAGAACGAAUACGAGAGGAGUCGACGGGAGGCGCUUGGGAGGAUGAAGCAGGCGGAGGAGAGAAGAAGAGCAGAGGACAGGGAGAGAGCCGAGGAGCUCCGCAAACAGAUGGAAGAGCUCAAGCUCCGGGAGGAAGAGGUAAGCAAGCAGCUGUCGUUCAGUCUCCGGACACUAGUUCUGCAGAGGAAGAUAAUGGUACUGUUACAAACCAGAAGAAGAAGCACCAUACACGGUGUAGUGCACUGAGUAAAGCAAGACUAUGGAGACCAGUCAGAUGACAUAUUAAUAAUAAUUUAUUGUGUCCGUUUCAGAAAAUGUGUCUUGCAUCUCAUCUCAAACUCAACAGCACAUCAUCACCACAUAUACUGCAUAAAUACAUACAAUAUAAAUCAUAAGCAAAAUUACAACAACAAAAACAACACACGUAUACAGUCCAUGGGGUAAGCAACAUUUCAUACAUUUCAGAUUCAUGGGGUGGUGGGCAGUUAUUUGUUUAAUUGUCUGAUACUGGUGGGGACAAAUUAUUUCUGGGCUCUGGCGAUUUUGUGUACAUGAGAUCUGUAUCGGCAGCCUGUUGGUAAGACCUGGUCACCCUGCAUAAGCCUAAUUUGGAAUUGCACUGUAAACGCUGGUAGUGUGACUGAGCCCCUUUGCUAUCUCUGUUUUUCAGGCCAGGCAUCUGAAGAAGGAGCAGGAGGCCCUGCUGUCCCAGCGCUGGGAGGUGGAGAAGCUGGAGGAGGAGAGAAGGAAGGUGGAGGAGUGCCACAAGAAAUCUGAAAUGGGGUAAGUGACUCUCCCAUUGGAAGAGUUCAGUGAAGGAUGAUAACUAUAAAUAAACCAGCUAGACUGAAAAACUGCCUCAAGGCCAGUAGUAGUUGUUCUUGUGGUUUGAUCGAAUAGUUUCCUUACUCAGGCGAUUCUUGACCCGCCAGUACCGCGCCCAACUGAAGAGGAGAGCCCAGCAGGUGCAGGAGGAGCUGGUAUGUCUGCUUGUUUUUUUAAUUGCUCAGCUGCAUGUGAAUUGACACGAUGAGAUCAUCUCCCUUCACCAGUGACCACUGCUUGUAAUGCCUGUGUCGUCCACCAGGAGGCGGAUCGCAGGAUUCUGGCAGCCCUGCUUGAGGGAGAGCAGGAGGACCAGCGUCUGGAAAGCGUUCGGCGGGAGAGGGCAGUGGCGGAUGCCGCCUGGAUGAAGCAUGUCAUCGAGGAGCAGCUCCAGCUAGAGAGGGAGAGGGAGGCAGAGUUUGACGUCCUGUACCGGUCAGUAGAACCACUCUUAUUAUGACUUCCCCCUGCCAGUCUAGGUCUGACUAUGGGGUGGAGAUCUACGUUUUGUAUUGCAAAAUUAAAUGAAUGGUCUUGUCCUGUCCUGUCAGGGAGGAGGCCCAGCGUGUUUGGGAGAAGCGGGAGGCGGAGUGGGAGAAGGAGAGGAGAGCCAGGGAGAGGCUCAUGCAGGAGGUGAGUGGGCCUAGGACAUGAGCAACACACCAAGGAGUGCCAAGCCUGCAUCUUUGUAUCUACAGAAGACUAGAGAAUCCAAGUGUCUCUCUCCUUUUCUCCCUGGAAGGUUCUGGCAGGGAGACAGCAGCAGCUGGAGGUCAAGAUGCAGGAGAACCUUCAGGCUCAGGAGGAGUCUCUGAGGAGGCGCGAGGAGCUGAUCGAAGAGCUGGAGCUGGAGCGGCAGACCAGACGCCAAGAGAGGGAGGAGGAUGAGGGUCACAGGACGGCUCGGAUGCAGGAGAUCAAUGCACAGGUUGGCUGGGGCCUUCAAACUCCAAUUCUAAAAGGAUGAAUGAAAGGCUGUGAACAGCCUUUGUUGACCUGGGUCAGGUGUUGACCUGGGUUAGAUGAUGGAGCCGUCUGAUGUGGCUCAUUGUUGGCUCUCCCCUGCAGGUGGAGCAGCGGCGUCGGGAGCAGUGGGAGGAGCAGCGACAGAGGGAGCAGAUGGAGGAGGAGGAGAGGGAGGCCUUGAGGCUGCAGGAGGAGGAGCUGAGGCUGGAGACCCAUAGGAUGGUCCAGCAGGGCUACCAGAACAAGGUACUGAACCACAGUCCUGUUCAUUUGGGCACACAAUGUCAACAUAUUUACCUGGCAGCUAUAGAGACAACAAUCCAUUUGGCAAAUAUACUGAACAAAAAAAAAACUGCAACAAUUUCAAAGAUUUUACUGAGUUACAGUUCAUAUAAGGAAAUCAGUCAAUUGAAAUACAUUCUUUAGGCCCUAAUCUAUGGAUUUCACAUGACUGGGAAUACAGAUAUUAAUCUGUUGGUCACAGAUACAGUACAUAAAAAAAAAAGAUAGGGUUGUGGAUCAGAAAACCAGUCAGUAUCUGGUGUGACCACCAUUUGCCUGAUGCAGCGCAACACAUCUCCUUCGCAUAGAGUUGAUCAAGCUGUUGAUUGUGGCUUGUGGAAUGUUGUCAUUAAAUUAACAUGAAAUCCUCUGGCAACAGCUCUGGUGGACAUUCCUGCAGUCAGCAUGACAAUUGCAUGCUCCCUUAACUUGAGACAUCUGUGGCAUUGUGUUGUGACAAACCACAUUUUUUAGUGGCAGCACCAGUGUAAAUAUCAUGCUGUUUAACCAGCUUCUUGAUAUGCAACACCUGUCAGGUGGAUGGAUUAUCUUGGCAAAGGAGAAAUGCUCACUAACAGGGAUUUAAACAAAUGUGUGCCCCAAAUUGUAGAGAAAUAAGCGUUUUGUGCAUAUGGAACAUUUCUGCUAUUUUAUUUCAGCUCAUGAAACAUGGGACCAAGACUUUACAUGUUGCAUUUAUAUUUUUGUUCAGUGUAUAAGUCUAUUGCGGCCGAUUUGGAUUGAUAUUUCUUACCAUGUUUGCUCUUAAUUGCUAAAGCACUUGAUUCAUUUGUCCCAUGUUCAUACUCAGUCUUCCUCUAAUAGAUUCGUAGCAGACCCCGAUCAGCCUGGACAUGAUGAUCCUGUGA